This is a messenger RNA of Torulaspora globosa, 1437 nucleotides long. RefSeq names its product putative N,N-dimethylaniline monooxygenase COQ6 (gene COQ6). Lineage: Eukaryota; Fungi; Ascomycota; Saccharomycetes; Saccharomycetales; Saccharomycetaceae. Gene Ontology annotation, cellular component: mitochondrion. The record is from RefSeq and is a predicted model, not a curated record. Gene Ontology annotation, biological process: ubiquinone biosynthetic process. Gene Ontology annotation, molecular function: 2-octaprenyl-6-methoxyphenol hydroxylase activity; oxidoreductase activity, acting on paired donors, with incorporation or reduction of molecular oxygen, NAD(P)H as one donor, and incorporation of one atom of oxygen; FAD binding. The transcript has a single exon. The coding region runs from base 1 to 1437 and encodes 478 amino acids.
AUGCUAUCGAGGUCCGCAAUUGGGAUUCUUAGAAGUUCUUCGAGAGGGGUCUCUACGACAUCGAGCGGUGCUAAAUUGACCGAUGUGUUAAUUGUUGGGGGUGGGCCAGCAGGGUUAACGUUGGCCGCAGCUAUCAAAUCGUCUCCUAAAUUGCAGCAUCUAUGCACGACCUUGGUUGAUGCUGGUGAUCUCACAGGCAAGGUGGCCCCAUUUUAUGAUAGCCCUCCAACGAGCUAUACGAAUCGUGUAAUCAGCUUGACUCGACCAUCAAAGAGGUUUCUGCAGGAUAGAGCGGGCGUGACUCUGAUGGAAGACAGGAUCCAGAAUUAUGAUGGUCUCUACGUGACGGACGGCUGCUCAACCGCCACUUUGGACAUGGAGCAGGAUUCAAUGUCCUGUAUGAUUGAAAUUUUAAACGUACAAUCUUCUUUACUAAAGAGGCUGUCGGACCUGCAGUUGGAUACAAGCUCAUUUCAGCUUCUAGAUAAGACUAAAGUUGCAUCGAUCGAGUACAGUACCCCUAACGACGCCGGAUCUUGGCCUUUAGUCACUUUGGACAACGGAGAGGUUUAUAAGACACGACUCUUGGUCGGCGCGGAUGGAUUCAACUCUCCCGUCAGGAAAUUCUCCAAGAUCCCGUCUCGGGGCUGGUUCUAUGAUAGAUUUGGUGUGGUCGCGACGAUGAAACUGGAAUAUCCUCCAUAUAAGAUUAGAGGCUGGCAGCGAUUCCUGCCUACGGGCCCCAUCGCUCACCUGCCUCUUCCAGAUGAUAACGCUACGUUGGUAUGGAGUACUACUGAGCCUUUGUCCAGGUUGCUUAUCUCCUUGCCCCCGGAGCAGUUCACGGCGCUUGUAAACGCAGCGUUUGUUCUCGAAGAUGCCGAUAUGCAGUUCUAUUAUAAGCAGCUUACCGAUGGGAAGAUGUCUACCGAAGAGCUACUUGCAGAUAUUGAGUUCAGAACCGAGCAGGUUUACGACACACUUCAGGUGCAGGACUUGGUCGAUGAAGUUUAUCCGCCAACGGUGAAGAGCGUCCUUGGAGAGACCAGAGCUCGCUUCCCACUGAAGCUCUCUCAUGCGGACACGUACUGUGCCGAGCGUAUCGCACUCGUGGGUGACGCAGCACAUACAACACAUCCACUGGCGGGUCAGGGUCUGAACAUGGGCCAAGGUGAUGUCGAAGCCCUACUCAACGCUUUGGAGCAUGCCGUGUCUCGCGGCUCUGACAUUGGGUCUUUAUUGGCCCUUCAACCCUUCUGGGCCGACCGCUACCCCAUUAAUAACAUGCUUCUGGGAAUGGUUGACAAGUUGCAUAAAAUCUACGGGACUGACUUCGCACCAGUGGUCGCUCUACGGUCUAUCGGCGUCAAUUUCAUCAAUAGCUUCCCUCCGAUCAAGAAUCUGAUAAAAGGAACUCUGAGUGAAUCAGGUAGGUAA